Molecule: messenger RNA, 5796 nt
Organism: Lonchura striata (white-rumped munia)
Lineage: Eukaryota; Metazoa; Chordata; Aves; Passeriformes; Estrildidae
Source: RefSeq, a predicted model, not a curated record
UUGUCUUGAAGAUGGGUUUGGAAAGUGUUUGUGUGCCUCAGGAAGGCAAGCUGGGUCCCUGGCUGUCAGGAAAAUAAAAUUAGUAAGUUCAGUAUUGUAUCUGGUGUGAAUGGGAGAGCUGCACCUCCCAGUGCCCAGCUUUACUGUAAGUUGGUGCUUUGAUGGACUUGACAACAUAUUUCUAAAGUCACUGUGAAACAAUGUACCUGGAUUCCUGUAAACAAUAACAGCAGUAAUGUUCAGCCUUUGUAUGUUCUCCUUUGUAGGCAGUUACUGCAGUGAAUGGUGAGGCCUCAGUAUUUAACCUCCUGUAGUAGAAACUCUGUAGAUGCUGUUGAUCUCAUGCAUGGUUUUAAUUCUGCGUUUGUUUUGCUGGUGUGGUAUUUUGUGAUGAAGUUAUAUUUGAAUUUAAUUGAUAAGUACAUUUAUAAUAAAUUACUUGUGGAAAGGGUGCUGUUGUUUCCUGGUUUGAUUUUUUGAGUGGUUGAAUUUUAUUUGGUUAGGGUGGAGAAGUCUGUUUUAGUGUGACUCUUAAAUAAACCAGAGAGAGAAUCUAAGGGAAAUACUUACUAACCUUAGACUGACACAUUUCUUGUAUUCUCAUCUAGUAUCAAAUUGAAUUUGUUCCACACAGUCAUCAGACUCACUUUGGAGUUAAAACUGUAAAAUAAUAUCUUUCUGUGGAAUAUUUGCUGUUCAGGGUGUGCCUUUUUCUAAAAUGAGAGAACAGGGAGGCAGAAGCGAACUUUAGUGAUGAAAACUGAAAACAGGAAAUAAUUUAAAAUACACUGAGCAAGGAAAAAAAGAGGAAACAUAAAUGAGUGCACUUGCUGAUCAAGAUCCUCAAUGUUAUUUAAUAUUGCUUAACUUUUGGAAAUAUCAGCUAGCCCUACAGCAGUAGAGCUGAGCAGGUUGGAGACUUUGCUCUUGCCUGUGUUUUGAAUGUUACAGUUCAGAAAGUGCAAGGUGAGGCAGCUCUCAUGGCUGUGGCAGUGUUCCUGUGCAGCCUGGGGUGUGCAACCCUGCCUGGGAGCCCUGGGUUUGUUCCUGGCAGCCCAACCUCCACAGGCAUCAGAACUUGUCAAGUGUUUCCACCCUGCCUUGGCUGUUGUAGGAUUUAUUGUUAGCUCUGUUAGGCCUCAGCCUUGAAAACCUAAGGGUCUGAGACAGCUUUUAACAUAUUAGACAAGGUUCAGCCACGUUUCUUUCCUGUGUUUGACGCCCUUGCAAGUUUCUUCUGUGUGAUUUGCACUGUUGGGUCUGUGUUGCCCUCUCAGGAUUUGUCCGGAGCUGCUGGCUGAAGAUGUCUCUAAGUCCCUGUUCUGCUGCAGGAGAGCAGAAGAAAGUGCUUUGCUUUAGAAACGGCCUUUUUAGUGUAACACAGGGGAUGUUAGUGCUGAAAGGUGUAUCACACAAGUGCAGGACUUGGGCUAUAUGUACAUGAAGGAAGCAAGGGUUAGUCUAAAUGCUGUGUAUUUUGGAAAAUUGAGAUUAUUUCAGUUAAUGUUCAGAGUGACUUAUGCAAACAUCUUGGUAUUUUUUCACAGUCCUUUGUAUUUUCUUGAAAAUGAGCUUGCUGCAUCUCACGAGUCUUACCGUGAUUAAUAAAUUAUAAUGGAGUAAGAUGGUUAUUCUAUUCAAAUAAAGCAUUUAAUCUUCUCUCCACUGAACCCAUAUUCUUUUGUAGCAUUGACUGUGUGUAGCAAACACGCUUUGAUCUUCAGGAGCAGAGUGGGACAGCGUUAUCCGUCAGCCUCCUGUGAAUUCAGUGUCCUAUCUAGAGCAUCACUGUGUGUUCUGUGCCAAGGUCUUUGUGGCUAGGCUGCUCCAACCUGGUAGAGAGCAUGUGCGCACUGAGAUGCCUGCAGAGCAUGCCCAGUGUCAGAUGUCUCCAGAACACGUCAGUAAUGGAGGAUCAGAAUGAAGAUGAGUCUCCAAAGAAAAAUACCUUGUGGCAGAUAAGUAAUGGAACUUCAUCUGUGAUUGUCUCAAGAAAAAGACCAUCGGAAGGAAACUACGAAAAGGAAAAAGACUUGUGUAUAAAAUACUUUGACCAGUGGUCUGAAUCAGAUCAAGUGGAAUUUGUGGAACACCUCAUUUCCCGGAUGUGUCACUAUCAGCAUGGACAUAUUAACUCCUACCUGAAGCCCAUGUUACAGCGGGACUUCAUCACUGCGCUGCCAGAGCAAGGCUUAGAUCACAUAGCAGAAAACAUCCUUUCCUAUCUCGAUGCCAGAUCCUUGUGUGCAGCAGAGCUGGUGUGUAAGGAGUGGCAGAGAGUCAUCUCGGAGGGGAUGCUGUGGAAGAAGCUCAUUGAGAGGAUGGUACGCACAGACCCGCUCUGGAAGGGGCUCUCGGAGAGGAGGGGUUGGGAUCAGUACCUGUUUAAAAACAGACCAACAGAUGGGCCCCCCAAUUCGUUUUACAGGUCCUUAUACCCAAAGAUAAUCCAGGAUAUAGAGACUAUAGAAUCCAACUGGAGGUGUGGAAGGCACAACUUGCAAAGGAUCCAGUGCCGCUCUGAGAACAGCAAAGGGGUCUACUGUUUACAGUAUGAUGAUGAGAAGAUCAUCAGUGGCCUACGAGAUAACUCCAUUAAGAUUUGGGACAAAACAAGCUUAGAAUGUUUGAAAGUAUUGACGGGACAUACUGGCUCAGUUCUUUGUCUGCAGUAUGAUGAAAGAGUUAUUGUAACUGGAUCUUCAGAUUCUACAGUGAGAGUCUGGGAUGUGAACACAGGGGAAGUUCUGAACACGUUGAUCCACCACAACGAGGCCGUGCUCCAUCUGAGGUUCAGCAAUGGGUUGAUGGUGACGUGCUCCAAGGACAGGUCCAUCGCCGUGUGGGACAUGGCCUCCCCCACGGACAUCACCCUGCGCCGCGUCCUGGUGGGACACCGCGCUGCUGUCAACGUGGUGGACUUUGAUGACAAGUACAUUGUGUCAGCCUCGGGGGACAGGACCAUCAAGGUGUGGAGCACCAGCACGUGCGAGUUUGUGCGGACGCUGAACGGGCACAAGCGCGGCAUCGCGUGCCUGCAGUACCGGGACCGCCUCGUGGUCAGCGGCUCCUCGGACAACACCAUCAGGCUCUGGGACAUUGAAUGUGGUGCCUGUUUAAGAGUAUUAGAAGGCCAUGAAGAGCUGGUUCGAUGCAUCAGGUUUGACAACAAGAGGAUUGUUAGUGGAGCCUACGAUGGAAAAAUUAAAGUUUGGGACUUGCAAGCUGCUCUUGACCCUCGUGCCCCAGCAAGUACGUUAUGCUUGCGUACGUUAGUGGAACAUUCAGGACGUGUCUUUAGGCUCCAGUUUGAUGAAUUCCAGAUCAUUAGUAGUUCCCAUGACGAUACAAUUCUGAUUUGGGAUUUCUUAAAUGUGCCACUGAGUGCCCAGAACGAGACCCGCUCUCCAUCUAGAACAUACACCUACAUCUCCAGAUAACAGUCUGCACUUUACUGCCCUCAGAAGGGUUCCACAGUCUUGAACUACUGGAUUUUUGGCUACUACAUGCCUGAAGAUGAUUGACAGCUAAAGUCAGAAUUGGUUCUAGAUGCUGUGUAGAUGCAAAGCAGCACAAUUCUAUAUCUAAAUUUCUUAAUCUUUCCUGCUCUCAGUGGUCGUCUUUGAAUUUGCUACAAAUUCACUGACUUGGAGUAGAUGAGUUUCAGAAGCCUAUCCUUCCCUGCUGUGAGAAAUCCAAAGCUUCACAUGUAAAUUGUCCGUAGAAACUGAACUCUGAUGGCUUGUUUUUCAGAUAUAAAUCAGAAGUCAAGAAAGGACUUGGCCUAAUUUAUAUUGCUUUGCACUUUUGUCUGACUUUAAAGAAAACAAAAACAUUCUCCAGUGAAAUUUGGGUGCCAAACACAUGCCCAGAAUGUACAGAGCUUUGCUUUCCAGUCACCACUGUCCUCUAGGCGUUCCCCAUGGCAGGUUCAGAGCCCGUUCUGUUCCAUAGGUGUACGUUGGACUCUUAGAAAUAUUUCUGAGUUGCUCAGUAAUAUUUUUGGAUUACAGUUUACUUGUUUAUGCACCAAUAAUUUCUUUUAAAUUAAAGAUUCCCUGUAAUUCAGGCUAGGUUAUCUGAACUAGUUGUAUAGCACUGUCUUUUCCUUUGCCCUGUGCUCUGUACUCGCCGUCCUGCGCUUCCUGAUGUUCGCUGUAGUCCCCCUCCUUCCCUGUGUGCUUCCCUCAUCUCGGAUACUGUGUAAGCAUGUAGAUACCUUGUACAUACAGCAGAGCCUCUGGUGCCAGCCUCAGGGUGUCCUGACACUACACACUAACACUCAGCGUGGUGGCACUUGGCAGCAGGAUGUCCCAACCCCUGGCACUGGUGGUAAUAUGAUUACCUAGACACUGUCUCUGCAAAAGGAGGUUUUCAGUAUUCAUUAGUUGGGUUUUUGUUUUUGUUAUUUUUUGGGUUUUUUUUUUAAUGGGAACUGCAUAUUUUAAAAUGUAAUUUCUAAACUUUUUAAAAAUUAAAAACUGUUUAAUUUAUGUUCUGUAUUCUAUAUUUUUGUGCCGCGGGAUUUGCAGCUGUGUGUCUCUGACACCAGUGGGGCCUCACAGCCCCCGUUGAUGUCCUCGGUAGCAUUAGUUUGGCUGCUCAGUGGAGAAGAUACCAUGGGCCAAAGUUCCAUUAUUUAUGUUUGAUUUGUGACACUUCCUGACAGUGAGAGGAGCUCGUUCCAGUCACCGCUCUGCUUCCUGUGCCCAUUCCGUGCUGGUUUCCCAGGAGGAUUGGCUGCCGUGUCUUGGCUCCUCCAUGCUUUUGUUAGGGAGCCUUCAUAGCUGCUUCUUCAGUUCUGGCAUUGUCCCCUCUCAUCUGUGUGGCCACACAAACCCCCGUUGUCCUCGGGCCAGGAGGAGACUGGAGCAACGCAAAAUGGAUUUUCUGUCUGGGGCGGCCCCGUGGCUGCUCUGUGCCCACGGCGCGGCGCGGCCGUGCGGGGAGGGCACGGCUGGCACGGGCUGCUGCCAUUCCCUGUCUGUGUCCGUCUGGGCAGUUCUGUGCUGGCAGCAGCUCCUGGCUCUGGGGUUGUUGCCUUGCCCUGUGCAGUCCCGGGGUGGGUGGUGCUGAGGGGAGCGAGGGAGCUCGAGGUGUCACCAGCCCAGCCCCUCCCAGGGUCACUGCAGGGCCUCCCCUCCCCACCUCCCUGUUACUCCAGCUAUUUAUUCAUCCAGAUGAGCAAAUGUGAUGAAGUCAAGAAGAGCAAACUCGCUCCUGAGCGUCCAUGAGGUCACUUUUUGGUAAGCUUGACAGUAGUUCGUGCAAGUGUCUUACUUUACCCCUCUCAUCUAACAGCUUUACUAUUAAACUGUUUAAAAAACAGAGAUCUUUUGCAGCCCUGAAGAAAAAGGUUCUUUGUUUCUGAAGAGCGGAGUCCUUUUAUUAAAAAUGCAUGUGUAAGAUUUAAAUUCCUGUUUUUCCUUGGGAGAUAAUGGUAUUUGGACAUGCAGUCUAAACUUCUUUGUGCUUUGUGUAACAUAACAGUGGACUUUUGUGAUUGGCACCCAAGGAACUUGACUCCUGGGAUUCAUGGUAGUGAUCCUGGCUGCACUCUGGACUUUGUUUUGCUAACCAUAAUUGAGCAACUGUACAUUACUGCGAUAUUAAUGUUUCAAAGCACUGGGAUAGUCUAAUUCUAACUUGUAAUUAUGUUUGCCAAUUACCUGUUUGGAAAGUUGGUGUAUGAACAGCUUCUUGAAACUGUUAAAUUGUACAGAUAUUGUUCAUGAUCUAAAGCUUUGUACUGUGGAAUGUGCUUAAUAAAAAAAAGUUUGAACUUAAUUUGUCACA